Hemiscyllium ocellatum (epaulette shark) is the source of this 533-nucleotide messenger RNA. RefSeq names its product interleukin-8-like. Gene Ontology annotation, biological process: neutrophil chemotaxis; inflammatory response; cellular response to lipopolysaccharide. NCBI's taxonomy places the organism in Eukaryota, Metazoa, Chordata, Chondrichthyes, Orectolobiformes, Hemiscylliidae. Gene Ontology annotation, molecular function: CXCR chemokine receptor binding; chemokine activity. Bases 51 to 413 code for a protein of 120 amino acids. The record is from RefSeq and is a predicted model, not a curated record. Gene Ontology annotation, cellular component: extracellular region. The transcript is spliced from 4 exons.
CUGAGGUUGACAUCAGAUCAUUCAGCAGUAAUCUAUUCAACAGCACAAAGAUGAUCAAGGCAACAACUGCAAUAACUAUCAUCCUGCUUUUGUGUGCUAUAACUGCACAGGGUAUCCCUGUGCCAGGACCUCAAGCCCGAUGCUUGUGCCUCAACACCAGCUCUGAGUUCAUCAAUCCAAAGCUCAUCAAGAGUUUCAAAUACAUUCCCAAAGGAUCGCACUGUGAGAUGCUGGAGAUAAUUGUCACCAUGAAAACGGGGAAGAAAUUAUGUGUGAGCCCUGAUGCUGAGUGGGUGAAGAUCAUCAUUAAAGCAAAGAAAGAUGCCAGUUCACGCAAAAAAGAAGCAAAGCCACAAUGGGAAGGACUUAAUUUCAAACAAGAGAAACUGGAAGAAAAUGGGGCAUGGAAAUGAAAGCUGCUUUGUCCAGGACAUUAAUUCUCUGCUAGCACCAUCCGAUGGCUUGUUUGAAUAUUUACCCUGCUUUAUUUUACAAAAAUGAUUUUAAGUUUUAACCCUGUCACACUGUAAUUG